This is a messenger RNA of Staurois parvus, 272 nucleotides long. The record is from the annotation of a GenBank genome assembly. Lineage: Eukaryota; Metazoa; Chordata; Amphibia; Anura; Ranidae.
UCAUGGGGCCCCCGGGCAAUAGGGGAUCAUGGGGCCCCUGUGUUCUUGCCCAAACUCAAAAAAGCCUAUGAAAAAGAUACCAGGGGCAUUUCAUGGGGCCCCCUACUGACCCCGGGCCCUUGGGCAGUGCCCUAGUUUCCAAAUGGUCAGUCCGCCCCUGGUCCCACGCCUGCAAACUGUUUGGAAUGUGAAUUGACAUCCUGCAGAGGAUUGGGAACAAGCGGGUAGCAGCUGGUCCCUUUAAAUGUGUACUACAAUAAACCUGUCCAUGA